Messenger RNA from Meira miltonrushii, 3498 nucleotides. RefSeq lists its product as uncharacterized. The transcript has a single exon. Bases 35 to 3412 code for a protein of 1125 amino acids. NCBI's taxonomy places the organism in Eukaryota, Fungi, Basidiomycota, Exobasidiomycetes, Exobasidiales, Brachybasidiaceae. The record is from RefSeq and is a predicted model, not a curated record.
AUUGCUGAAAGGUGGGAUGAAAGGUGAAUGAAACAUGGCAAAUGGUGUAAAACCAAAAGGGUACGCCUCUGUCUCUUCAAGAAGUGCCGGAAGCAGUUAUUCACGCUUAGGUAGAAGGAGGUCCUCAUCUGCAAACAUACCCCAAGAUCAGGAUGAUAGCUCAUCUAGCGAAGAUGAAAUAGAACAUAUAGAAGAGCCCACUGCUUCCGACAUAAGAAGAAGGGAACAGUCCGAAAUCGAUCUGUCACGACAAUUUAACACAGUCAAGUAUAUCAAAGAAAAGGCGAAAAAAUGGAAAAUAUCAGAAUCAUUCCUGAAAAAGGUGGUGAAAUGUGUGAUCGCUUAUGCUUUGGCUUCGUUGUGCACAUAUGUCCCAUCUCUUUCGCACCAAUUGGCCGUCUUACUUCCCAACCAUGACCCCUCAAAGAUGGUGCCAAUCUCAAAUCUACACUUUAUUGCUACUGUGGCAGUUUACUUUCAUCCUGGAAGAUCUGUCGGUGGAAUGGUGGAAGCAAACAUCUUUGCCCUUUUCGGUUUCGUAUAUGCAAUCACUCUCGCUCUCACCUCAAUGACGAUUGCAGUCUAUCUGCACGAGAAUGACUUUCCCUUAACGAGCAACGCUAUAAGUAUCAUUCUCUUUGUUGGAUUUGGCACUUCUCUGGUCGGUUUUGCUCGGGUACGUGUUGGAAGGCCGACAUUCAAUACCGCAUGCUCCUUGAUAGGUGUUUUGAUCUUUACCGUUAUCGUGAAGGAAGGUUCUUCUCAUCUCGGUCACUUUUCUACAGAUAAGAUCUGGCAAGUAACUUUGGUCGUGUUUGUUGGAGUUUUGAUUUCAAAUGUAGUCUGCUUCACGAUCUGGCCGCAAAGUGCUUGCACCAGCUUACAGUACGACAUUCAACGAAACCUCAAGAGUUUUUCGACCCUGUUACGGGUUUUGACCAAAACAUUCUUGAUGGAAGAUAUCACUGAAUUUAGUAUCAAGUCUAAGCGAAUCAAAGCAGCCAUUGAUAAUCACCACGAUUCAUUUAUCAGUCUGAAAAAAGACUUAGAAGAGGCAAAGCUCGAAGCGCCUUUUGAUCAGCGGAUACGAGGGAGAAUAUCAAGCUAUGUGCGAGUUGUUGACAGUCUGAACGUCUUAGCACAACAUCUUGGAGGUCUACGUACCAGCUGUACUUUGCAGCAUGAGAUGGUACAAUCCUCGCCAGGACACCAAGCAAGAUCUAGCUCGACAGGAGCUUCUAGAGGCUUCACUACAUCUGUCUAUCUCGAUGGCGAUGGACAAGAUACUUCGGUCACCGUACAAUCGCCAACGGGCGUAGAUGAUCCAGACGAAUUCAUCACCCCUAAGAAGUCUAAGCCAAGACAAUCUGCAUUUGACCAUUAUCUGGAAAGUCUUGGGCCGCAUGUACGAAGCUUGGUGUCAACCUGUGGCAAGACCUUGAAAGGACUAACGACUGCUUUCGAAGCAACGGUGAAAGGAAUAGAUUCUAGAGAAGGAUACAAGAAAGACGUCCAAGAUGAUGAAACGUUUGACGUUAUGGCUCAAAAGGUCAGAUCAGCCUUGAAGGAAUUCAAGCACGAAAGAACGGUGGCUAUUAAGCGCUCUUAUUCCGUCUACCCGCGCCAAUCGGUUGAGGCAGAAAGUCUUGCCGAGAUGCAAGGGCAGAAGUCGGAUGAAGACGUCUUCCUUAUUUUCUACUUCCUCUUCUUGAUUGAGGAAUUCGCAAAAGAACUCGAGAGACUCAUAGAAGCAUUAGAGAUAAUCAGGAAGGACGAAAAGCAUAUUCAAGAGAAACGUCAUGGACCAAUCUACACUCGUAUGCUGAACUCUUUGAAAGGCCUUUUCGGUUUUCGCAAUGAUCGUUGGGGAAGAUCCUCAAAAGAAGAGUCUUUCGGUAGCACAGUGUAUGCGCUAUUUAUACGCAACACUCCCGCCUUUUCUCUGGCUUCUCCUCAACCUCAUCAUCCUGACACAUCGCAAACACCUGCUCCAUUCACGAGACGAGAAAAGUUGAAUCGGACAGUAUGGAGUUUGGGACAAUUUUUCAAGCAGCCCGAUACCAAGUUUGCAAUCAAGACUGGAUUAGGAUGUGCGCUUCUUGCCAGCCCCGCUUUCAUCGCAAGUACACGACCACUUUUUACCGAAUUUCAAGCUCACUGGGCUCUAAUUAGUUUCUUGGUUGUUCUUAGUCCAACUGUAGGUCAGAGCAAUCAAUUGAGUGUUCAUCGAAUCGGAGGAACGGUGGCAGGAGCUGUGGCAGCAACGUUGGCUUAUUGGCUUUUCCCCGAUAACAAUGUCGCUUUGCCAAUCUUUGGUGCGAUCUUUUCUAUUCCGUGCUUCUUUUGGAUUAUCGGGAAGCCACAAUAUGCAUCUAGUGGUCGCUUUGUAUUGCUGACUUACAACCUUACUGCUUUGUAUUCGUACAAUGUACGUAAAGUCGGUAUCGAAGUGGAAGAGAUUGCAAUCCGACGUAUGGUCGAUGUGAUCGUCGGUGUUGUUUGGGCAACACUUCUUAAUCAUCUUGUUUGGCCUACGGAAGCAAGACGAGAAUUGACGAGAGGAGUGUCGGAAUUGUUAUUCAAAUUAGCCUUUCUCUAUCAAAAGCUGGUCUUGGCUUAUUCAUCUGCUGAAGCACCUUCACAAGAAGCUGAAAAUGGAUUUGGAUCCCGUGCAAACACGAUCGAAUCUCAACCUUUGAUUGAACGACAUGGAGAGCUGAGCGAAAUACAAACGAUUGAGCUGGCAUUGCAAGUGAAUAUCAUCAAAUUAGAAGGAUUGUUGGCCCAAACCCGUCACGAGCCUAGACUGAAAGGACCUUUUCCGGUAGAGCAAUACAGACGUUUACUGGGAUGUAGUCAGCACGUACUCGAUCUUCUGCAUACUAUGAAUCUCGUCACAUCCAGGCCGGAUUGGCAUACAGACGUUCGACAAGAUUUUAUUAUACCAGUGGAUGCUUCAGGCUUAAGACGCAAUAUGGUUGGCAAUGUUUGUUUAUUCUUUUGGCUUUUGGGUUCAGCAUUCCACCUCAAAACACCUUUGCCUCCAUUUUUUCCACCAGCAGAAGAAGCUCGAAAAGCAGUUUUAGAAAAGAUUCGACAAUUACCAGUCGUAAAAAGAAGGGCGAUUCGUGGAUCAAGUGAAUAUCUUCUUUAUUUUGCUUAUGCGUUAAGUAUGAAAGAUUUGAUUCAUAAAUUGGACGAGAUUGGAUUGAUUGCUCAACAAUUAUUUGGUGUGAUGGGAGGAAGUAUGAACGGAUGGAAUGAACAAUUUAUGAUCUCAGAAGAUGAACAAGAGCGAUUGGAUCGAUAUCUUUAUUCGUCUACCGAUAUCUCCAAUGCUAGCACUGACAAUGCAUUGGGCGAAGUAAGCUCGGCAGAUAGAACAUGUGAUACCUUUGGACAGGUUCGCUGAUCUUUAUUCUCUUGUGACAGCAAACCUGUAUACUUGUACUAUUUUAGCAUGUGUAUAUUUAAAUCAUCAAUCAAUUAAACACAGAC